Messenger RNA from Platichthys flesus (European flounder), 1623 nucleotides. It is a transcript of the gene hoxa13a, whose product is annotated as homeobox A13a. The record is from RefSeq and is a predicted model, not a curated record. Gene Ontology annotation, biological process: regulation of transcription by RNA polymerase II. The transcript has 2 exons. Bases 17 to 919 code for a protein of 300 amino acids. NCBI's taxonomy places the organism in Eukaryota, Metazoa, Chordata, Actinopteri, Pleuronectiformes, Pleuronectidae. Gene Ontology annotation, molecular function: DNA-binding transcription factor activity, RNA polymerase II-specific; RNA polymerase II cis-regulatory region sequence-specific DNA binding.
UGUUGGAUGCCGUGCUAUGACAACGUCACUACUGCUCCGUCCGCGCUGGGUCGACCCGUCGGUGAUGUUCCUCUACGACAACGGCGGAGGUUCCGAUGAAGUGAGCAAGAACAUGGAGGGUUUCCCCGGUGGCAACUUUGCUGCGAACCAGUGCAGGAAUCUGAUGGCGCACCCCGCGUCCCUGGCACCCAGCUCGGCGUACUCCUCCAGCGACGUGCCAACCUCAGGCAUGGGCGAGCCAGUGAAGCAGUGCAGCCCGUGCUCUGCCGCCCAGAAUUCCUCCAGCGCGUCCCUGCCGUAUGGGUACUUCGGUAGCAGUUAUUACCCGUGCAGAAUGUCGCAUCACAGCAGCAUAAAACCGUGUGGCGCGCAGCCCCCCUCUGCGUACGGGGAGAAAUACAUGGACACAUCUGCCUCGGGCGACGACUUCGCCUCUCGGGCAAAGGAAUUCGCUUUUUAUCCGACCUACCCCUCAGGCCCGUACCAACCUGUUCCCAGUUACCUGGACGUGCCGGUGCCAAUCAGUGCGCCGUCAGAAGCCAGACACGAGUCCCUGCUGCCUAUGGAGAGCUACCAACCGUGGACUCUCGCCACCAACGGGUGGAACGGCCAGGUUUACUGCGCCAAGGAGCAGCCCCAGCCCGGGCACAUGUGGAAGUCCUCCAUACCAGACGCAGUGUCCCACACCGGGGGAGACUCUGGCUCGUAUCGACGUGGACGAAAGAAACGCGUGCCAUACACCAAGGUGCAACUGAAGGAACUCGAGCGCGAGUACAAUGCCAAUAAAUUUAUCACGAAGGACAAACGGAGGAGGAUAUCCGCGCAGACCAACCUGUCCGAGAGGCAGGUCACGAUAUGGUUUCAGAACAGACGCGUAAAGGAGAAGAAAGUUGUCCACAAAUUGAAAACCAUCAGCUAGUUCCAUUUUUUUUUCUAUUACGGACAACAUCUGUGGGAGAAACUACUACUACAACACUUACUCACACACACACACACGCUCACACACACACAUACACUCACACACUUGGACUUGUGAAUUGGAUUAACGCAACUCCUUCCUGACUGAACAUGAUUUAUUUGUGUGUUUCCAAAUGAUUUCCCGGAGCUUCUGGAACUGCAAACAAAUAAUUCGCAGGCCCCUGAAUGCUGGACAUCUCCACUUCCUGCCACUUAUUUGUAUUUUAUCUUUUAUGGAAGUGGAAAAGAAAAGAGAAAAUAUAACACUUGCAGUAUGUGUGACUUCUUUUUGUCUUCCCACCCUGUGGCAUGCUCAAAUCUUUACGCAGGACCCCAGUUCGGAAAGGUGGGCGCCACCGAGCUACGCCUUUAUCUUCAGCUUUAACUAGAGAAAUGAUAGAGGCGAGGAUUUCACAGGAAGUGACGGAUUUGGACCUUGGGGAUGUUAAAUAUUAAUCUCUCCUAACUACUUCGUUAAACACCUACUCACGUGCUUUGCUUGUAUGAAGUUUUGUCUUAUCAUAUGGACCCGUCAUUAUCCAAUCCAUGGUGCAGUUCCAUGGUAAUGCUUAGAUAAUCAUCCGGGAAAUGUGUUUAUAUCGAUCAUAACUUUUUAUAAUGUGUGCGUUUCCAUGUGGUUGUGUAUAUAAAGUAAAUUCCGGCAUG